UAGUGAUGAUCAUGGUGAUGAAGAACACAUGCACUGGUAGCGCAUAUUGCAGCAGACUACACCGAACGGAUACCCUAACGUUACAUGAGAAAAUACCGAGCAGGGGAAUUCUCCAUUUUCUGUUAAAUUAAAAUCCUGGCACGCCAUUCGGCGCAUCCGUCAUCGUCCCCCGCCCUUACGUAAGAAGGGUGGCGAUGACAUGGACCCUAGCGUCGAUAUCUGAUUGCAGGAUCUGUACGGAUGAAAUCCGCAUUGUUGCAAGGUAUAGGUUACUCGCGCUGAAGGGGGGUAGCUCAUUGCAAUAUUAACCAGGCACAACCAGACGGUGCCACUCCGCACGAACUGACAUCUUCGGUAGGGCAAUGUUAAGAGCGAUAUCGUAGCCUGAUUAAAUCGACAGGAAUCCAGUUGAUUGAAGAUAAGGCAUAGCAACCUCACCGUUUCUUGAAAGGAGCCAAGAUGGAUGUUUUAAUGAAGGGAUUGUCGAAGGCAAAAGAGGGGAUGGCUGCAGCCGCGGAAAAGACGAAGGAGGGGGUGGCUGUAGCGGCAGAGAAGACCAAGGAGGGGGUCAUGUUUGUUGGUAGCAAGACCAAAGACAGCGUUGCAACUGUGGCUGAAAAAACAAAGGAGCAAGCCUCGCAGCUAGGUGGCGCUGUCAUGUCUGGGGCUGGGAACAUAGCUGCGGCAACUGGCCUGGUGAAGAAAGAUGAGUUCCCAGAGGACAUGAAGCCUGAGGAGCUUGGCCAGGAACCCGUUGAGGAGCCAAUGGGAGAAGCCCUGCUGCAGCCUGAAGGAGAGGGGUAUGAGGAGGCUCCACAGGAGGAGUACCAGGACUAUGAACCAGAAGCAUAAACCCAUCUAUCGCAACGUUUUUGUCGGACCAACAGCAGCAGCACAAUAAGUAUUCUAAUAAUGAAAGGACAAACCCCUUAACCCUUCACAAUCUCCCCGGUGCAAAAAAGUAAAAAUAAAAAUAAAUAAAUAAAAAUAAUGCCCAAGGAUAUGUUCUUCCUGACAGAAAAAGAAGACUUUUAAUAACCAUAACUAUAUAUAUAUGUAUAUUGUAAAUGUCAUGUUUUUUCUGUAGUGUGUAUUGUGGUUAUUGAUGAAUACCUCUUAAGCCUGGCCUCGUCUCUUUGUUUCCCUCCCAUUGAGAUGAGACCUGUGCUUAGUCAUUUGCUUCUUUGUAUUAAAUGUGCCUGUGGAUGCAGUGUGUGCUGGUGUAGAUGUUUACUACCUGUAGCUUCCAAUAAGAAGUGGGAAAGACAACCUCAAAGAAUCGUAUAUGAGAACAAUAAUCUUAUGUAGCUGUGUACAACGCCUGUUCGUGGGUUUGAUUUUAAAAAUGUAUUUAUUACUGAUAUGAGUUAUUUAUUUGAUACUUCACGUAUUAGGGUUUUCUACAUUGUAUCUUUACAGUCAGUCGGUGGUGAAAUCAUUCCAGUUUAGCAUUUGUCAGAAAUAGUCCAAUAUAUGGUUGAAUAUAUAUAAUAUGUGUGUAUAUGUGUAUACAUAUUGAUUAUGAAAAGGUUUGUCUUAAUGUGUCUUAAAAGAAUAUUGACUGUCAGUUCAAUAUGUGCUAUAAAAAUGCAGGAAUUCUCAAAAUCUGUGUCAAGUGAGACAAACAAAUUCUCUGUAAAUAAACAAAUAAAGGAAGAAAAAAAGUUGUUUAA
Molecule: messenger RNA, 1673 nt
Organism: Megalops cyprinoides (Indo-Pacific tarpon)
Lineage: Eukaryota; Metazoa; Chordata; Actinopteri; Elopiformes; Megalopidae
Product: beta-synuclein-like
Exons: 7
Coding region: 460-852 (130 amino acids)
Biological process (GO): synapse organization; chemical synaptic transmission; synaptic vesicle endocytosis
Cellular component (GO): neuronal cell body; axon terminus; cytoplasm
Molecular function (GO): cuprous ion binding
Source: RefSeq, a predicted model, not a curated record